AUGGAUCGCAUCGUCGGGGAGAUCGCCUUCCAACUGGACCGCAGGAUCCUCUCCAGCAUCUUCCCCGACCAGGUCCGCCUCUACGGCUUCACUGUUAGCAACAUCCCGGAGAAGAUCAGACAGCUUUCUCUUAAUGGAAGCGAAGCCGGACUGACCACGGACCAGUGCGCAAGCAUGAUGGAGCGGUACAACUCCAUCAUGACUCAGCUGAAGCCCCUGGGCUAUGACCCAAGCGUCCACCCCAGGUUCACAGAACAGAUUGUGAACACUUACGGGAUCCUCCGGGAGCGGCCAGAUAUGAGGGCCACGGAGGGAGAUCUGUACAAUGACAUAGAGUACCUGCGCAACGUGGUCCAAACAGCUGCCCCCCCGGAAAAGAGCGCCGAUUGCAUGCUGCUGCUCAAUUGCCUCCAUAAACUGUCGCUGGAGGAUGGGAAGCCUUUGUUCAUCUGGUGA
This is a messenger RNA of Eublepharis macularius, 456 nucleotides long. RefSeq names its product speriolin-like. Bases 1 to 456 code for a protein of 151 amino acids. The record is from RefSeq and is a predicted model, not a curated record. Lineage: Eukaryota; Metazoa; Chordata; Lepidosauria; Squamata; Eublepharidae. The transcript is spliced from 3 exons.